Tinamus guttatus (white-throated tinamou) is the source of this 375-nucleotide messenger RNA. The record is from RefSeq and is a predicted model, not a curated record. NCBI's taxonomy places the organism in Eukaryota, Metazoa, Chordata, Aves, Tinamiformes, Tinamidae.
UGCAUGAACUUGAAGUCCUCUUCGGCUUUCCGCUCGGAGCGCAGCUUCCACCGGAGCUCGUCGCCAUCUCCCGGACGCCCCAUGGAGCUUUUUGGGACCUUUGUGCGGCCGCGCACGGAGCCGAUGGGUUUCCCAGCUCGGCCCGGCAACGCGGGCAACGUGAAGACCCUGGGCAACACCUACCAGUUCACGGUGGACGUCAGCGACUUCGCCCCCGAGGACAUCAUCGUCACCACCUCCAACAACCACAUUGAGGUGCACGCGGAAGCUGUAAAACCCCUGGGCCACAGGCCCACCUGCAAGGUCACCAAAUCCCUUUCUCCUCCGCUCGCCCACCUGCGCCCAGCAACCCUGGGCAUUUUUGGGGAGCCCUGA